UCCCUAGACGUAAACAAACAAAAUAAUAAAUUCGGAAAUCAUGGCCACGCAUCGGAUGGCAACUGGGCUAGCCAGGUGCAGUUGUCAAUGAAUCGCUUUACUGGUUCUGCUGAGCACCUACGUAGGUUGACGUCGAGAAAGGGGAGGAGGGGAUGCCGAUCGCUGUGCCGCCGCAUGAAAUUGCCGCCGACCAUUCAUUCAUUCAAUAGCGCGAUCUGCCACGCUUUUCCUGGAAAGAUUUUAAUGUAGCCGUGGAUCCUUACAUCAGAGUGUGGUGACGACUGAGAAAAUAUUUACCCGCGUUUCGCUUCAGCGCGUCCAGUAAAACCCACCCAACAGGAGCUCCUGGCGCCCGAGCGAGGUAUCUUACAGGAGCCUCAAGAAAAAAAGCGCAAGGUAGAGACGCAGCUGAGGCAUCGCGGUUUGGAUUCUUGGCUGAGGGAGAGAAAGGCAUCGGUCGCCUUUACAGGUUGUCAAACUCAUUGUGUGGCUGCUCACUUAGCUCCAAAGUUCAAACUCCAGGAUAAGUUCUCUAAAUCAAGAUGCCUUUCAAAAUAACACUAGAAUUAACUGAGAUGCAAAAUAUGAAGCUUCAUGAAGAUGACAACAUUAGCAAUGAUUCUAAUGAUUUUACAGAAGUAGAAAAUGGACAAAUGAAUAGCAAGUUCAUUGCAGACCGCGAGAGCAGAAGAAGCCUAACUAACAGCCAUUUGGAAAAGAAGAAGUGUGAUGAAUAUAGUCCAGGCACAACGUCUUUGGGAAUGUCUGUCUUCAACCUUAGUAAUGCUAUCAUGGGCAGCGGAAUAUUGGGUCUUGCCUUUGCUUUGGCCAACACAGGAAUUGUACUCUUUAUGUUGCUUUUGAUUUCAGUGACACUGCUCUCCAUUUAUUCAAUAAAUAUCUUGUUAGCAUGUGCAAAGGAAACAGGCUGUAUGGUUUAUGAAAAACUUGGAGAACAAGUUUUUGGCACUCCAGGAAAGAUUAUUGUUUUUGGAUCUACAUCUCUUCAGAACACUGGAGCUAUGUUGAGCUACCUCUUUAUAGUUAAAAAUGAGCUGCCUGCUGCCAUAAAGUUUCUUAUGGGAGAAGAUGAUACAUUUGUAGCCUGGUAUGUGGAUGGGCGAGUUCUGGUCGUAGCUGUGACCUUUUUAAUAAUUCUUCCUCUAUGCCUUCUGAAAAAUUUGGGCUAUCUUGGCUAUACUAGUGGAUUUUCCCUGACAUGUAUGGUAUUUUUUCUCAUAGUGGUCAUAUACAAGAAAUUUCAGCUUUCUUGUCCUUUUCUGGACAGAAAUGCAACAGAUGCUACCUUUUCCAAUUUUAGCUUUGACACGGAGGCAUGCAGACCAAAGUAUGUUACAUUUAAUUCUAAGAGUGUGUAUGCUUUGCCUACCAUUGCAUUUGCAUUUGUAUGCCAUCCGUCAGUCCUUCCAAUCUACAGUGAACUUAAAGAUCAUUCCCAGAAAAGAAUGCAGAUGGUUACAAAAAUCUCUUUCUUUGCCAUGUUUGUCAUGUACUUUUUAACUGCUAUUUUUGGCUACUUGACAUUUUAUGAAUCUGUACAGUCAGAUUUGCUUCACAAAUACCAGAAUAAGGAUGACAUCCUUGUCUUAACUGUUCGUGUUGCCGUCAUUCUUGCAGUCAUACUCACAGUCCCCGUGUUGUUUUUCACCGUUCGUUCAUCUAUAUUUGAGCUUGCUAGAAAAACCAAAUUUCAUUUAUGCCAACACAUUGUAGUUACAUUGAUCCUUUUGAUGAUCAUUAACCUGUUGGUUAUUUUUAUACCUUCCAUGAAGGAUAUUUUUGGAGUUGUAGGAACAACAUCUGCCAAUAUGUUGAUUUUUAUUCUUCCAUCUUCACUCUAUUUGAAAAUCACCCAUCAAGAUGCUUCAAAACUGAUUCAGAGAAUUUGGGCUUCCCUCUUUUUGGCAUUAGGGAUUUUAUUUUCCAUGGUAAGCAUUCCUCUUGUCAUCUAUGAUUGGGUGCAUUCAAGACAAUGCCACUGAAGGUCAGUGAGAUACCAAGAAGAAUGACCAGUCAUCCAUUUUGCCAGUAUGUCCUACUCAUCAGAAAUGUCCUCUAUUAAACAAACAAGAAUUAAUCAUCACUGUAUAUUUUUCCACAGGAGACAGUUGUUAAUUUAUAAAUUUUUCAUCAGUAUUAUUACAGUGGUCAGAACAAUUUCACAGAUCGCAUUGGUCAUAGGUCUUCUGUAUGCAGUAAAUGAUAAUGAAAUAGCUGAAGAAUAUCUUCUACUACUUCAUAUAUUGCACAUGAAUAUUUCUUCUGAUUUUCAGCUAAAAUCCAUUAUCCUGAUUCAAAGUAGAUCUCCUCAUUCCUGAAAAUAAUUUUGUAUCCCCCGAUUAUACUGGUGCAGUAAUGUGGUUAAUGAUUAGAUAGAUAACUAGUAUUUGGUCACAUAUGGACUCUAUGGAGUCUUUUGGUAUUAGUAGACAAAGACUAAUUAUUUAAGCUCAGUUAUUCUUGUGGGAGAUAUUUAUGCAUGUGUACCCAUUUUCAAAGUAGUCUCCCAGGAAAUUGCACCUUGUCUCCCUGUCCUGAGACAAUAUUAUUUGAAUUAAAAUAUACUAAAAUAAAAAGAAACAGAUCCAGAGGUAAGGUGUGUGAAAUAUAAAAUUUCUUGGUGUCAAGAACAGUAACAACAAAAAAGCUGUUGCCAAUAAAAAUACAUACUGGUCCAUCAAAAAGUCCAUCUUAGUAUCAUAUAGUAAAAUAGAUACUGACAAUUGUCUUGCCAAAAUCAUAUAAUUAAUAAAAAGGAGAGACUUUUUCUUCAGCAAUACAGUAGAGAUUUCUUCUAGCAUCAAAGAAGAGAACAUUGCAAUUGGCACCUUGCAUAAUAAUAGACAUCUUUAUUGGUUGGUAAAUAGAUUUUACUGGCAGCUUAAGAAUGCAAUUGAGAAUGCCAUCUAUUGACCUCUGGUACAGAGGUUGUCCAUAGUUCAAGGGUCUGCAGUUCAUGAAAAGAAAGAAUACAGGACAUGCUGGCAUUUAUAAAGAUAACUUGGUGGGUACUCUGGGUUGCCUCCAGAAUUUUUUCAGAGCUUGCUAUCAAGUACAAAGAAGCUUAUAAUCCUUUUUAUUAUGAUAUUUGUCCUUUCAUUAUGAGUAUUUUUAGACCAUCUUGUGUAUAGCUGGUUCAGGCUCUAGAAUAGUGAUGGGCCUUUUUGUGGUUUUUUGUUGCUUUUAAGAAUGUAUACUAAUUCAGAGUUUCUUAUUGCUUAUGAUUUCUACAAAGCACUUUAUUUCACAAUCAUAUUGUGAAGUAAGUCAGUAAUAGGUUUAUUUUGCAUAGACAAUGCUGGGGCCUAAAAGAUAAUGAAAUUAGAUUUCCUGCCCUAGCAUUAAGCCAAUUUGAAGGAUAAUACAAAAAAGCAAGCUGUUUUUCAGGGUUUGUACUAUAUAUGACUCCUCAGAAUUGACUUUUUUUUUCUUCAUAUUGAACAAACUUUUCUAACAUAAAAUAUCCUAGUGAUUGUCAUAAACUGUUUAUGGAAUUUACUGUAAUGUUCUGAUUUGCUGAAAGGCAAAUUACCCACCAUUUGCAAUGAAGAGCAAUAGUUCACAACAUGUUACAGCAGAGUUUCCCAUCUAGAUCAUGGUGUGAGAAUGACAAACUGUUGUGCAAAUUAAAUAUUAACUAGCUUAGGGACAGUUAAUUUCUUCAAUAUGCAGUUCCAGAAGAAGAAUGUAUUAUCAAUGCUGACUGGCUCAAGGUUGACUCAACAUUUCAUCCUUCCGAGGUCAGUAAAAUGAGGACCCAGUCUGUUUGGGGCUAUAUGCUGACUCUGUAAGCCGCUUAGAGAGGGUUGUAAAAGCACUAUGAAGCAGCGUAUAGGUCUAAGUGCUAUUGCUAUUUCCAACUCAAAAGAGUGCUGGGAAGAAAUAAGGGAAUGGGUGGGAUAAUCAAUCCAUUUAUUUUUUAUCCUUUACAUUGUGAUGAUUAUUCCCUGAAACAUGAAUAAAGCAGAUAUAUAUUUGGUGUAGGAAGGUGUAGCUGAAAAAGAAAGAUCUAGUUAAAAAGGGUUGAAUCAAGCAAAAAAUAAAACCCUAGGAAAUUCCCUUCAGACUUCCUACAUCAGCAUAUUGACAUCUGCUCCAUUCUCAGCUCUCCUGAUGACAUGCCCAGAGCGGAAUAUGCAUAGCCCACCCUCUCCACACAACACACAGAUGCCACAGGUGAGAAGUGCACACACAGAGACCCAACACAUUAAAUAAAAAUGCUUUCUAUGGCCUCUGCUGAUAAAAGAGGUGAAAAAACUUUUUGGAAGCCACACUUGGUUUCUAUAUUUUUUUAUUAUAAUACAUUCUAUGGAACAUGGGUGUAUGUGGGAUCCUGCUGCUUUUGCUAAAAUGAUGAAAGCUGUGUUGAGCCCAUUUUGGAUGUGUGUGACACAUAUAAGAAAGAAGCAGCACUUAUGGUGCAGGUUGUCUUCGACUUGCAACCAUUCAUUUACUGGCCAUUCAGUGGCACUGAAAAAAGUGGCUUAUGACUAGUUUUCACACUUAUGACUAUUGCAGCAUCCCUAUGGUGAUAAAAGUUUGUAUCAUAGUUGCACUAUCCUAGGGUCAUGUGAUUAUCAUUUAUAACUUUCCUAGACAACUUCCAACAAACGAAAUCAAUGGAGGAAGCCAGAUUUGCUUAACAACAAUGAUUCACUUAACUGCAGUGAUUUACUUAACAACUGUGGCAAAGAAAAUCAUAAAAUGGGACACAAUUUACUUAACAACUGCCUUGCUUAGCAACAUAAAUUUUGGGCUCAACUGUGGUCGUAAGUUGAGGAUUACCUGUAUAAGUCUCUACUAUUUUGACAUCUCUUGCCCCAUGGAUGUCCUUGCAUAAAGAAAUUUAAAAGAAGAGAGAAUUCCAACUCUUUCCUUGUCCUGCCUUUGCGUUAUAAAAAAAGGAGCUAUUUUUUCAUUGCUUUACAAUUAGAAGGCAUUUAAAAUGGUUCUUGGAGGAAUUUUUGGUUGUUAUAAGUAUAUAGACAACUGUUUCCAAAUUCCAUACCCAGAAAGGAUAUAGAAUUAAUUAAUUCAUUCCAUCCCAACCAUGCCAAUCCAAAUACUACAAAAAUACAGCUCUUUUCAGUGCAUUCUCUUGGCUUUCCCACAGAAAAGAAAUGGUGAACUACUAGGACUUUGGGCUUGACUACCCAGCAAAGAUCUUAAAUUCUAAAAUUAUAAAGGGUUUUUUUCCUAAGUAUUAGCCAGUGGUUCUCAACCUCAAGAACUUUUAGAAGUCUAGACUUCAAUUUCUACAAUUCUUCAGCCAACAUACUGGAGAGUUGUGGGACUUGGCAUCCAUACAUCUUGAAGUUCCUGACAUUGAGGAAUAAGCUAUAUGUCAGAGCAGUCUUUCUGCUUUUGGAGUGCUAUAACACUGGAGUGUUUAAUAAGCACAACAUCUUGCUGUAAUUUUCUCAGCAGGGCAGAAAUAAGGGAGAAGAACUCUUUGGAUUUUUCCAUAUAUUCCUACUCAACGUUUGUUUUGAAUAGCAGGAUUUCCCUGUUGUUUCUGUAUAUGAGCUUCAGAGUUGGCAUACAUUCUAUGCUAUGGAUCAUGGGUUCCUGUGUUUCCAUACCUUUCCUCCAAGAUGUUCUCCCAGCCGUAGAAGCUCACUGGGCAUUGAUUAAUCUGCCUGGUUUCCAAUUUCUGGUACCUCCUUCCAGAGACUACAAAAUUGCAUCCUAAUUGAGCAAUUUUUGUAAAGAGAAUAUUUCCCCCUCACCAUUUCCAUAUCACAGUUCUGGAAGAAUCACUUUAACAGAUUAUAAUAGUUGUCCAGGGUAUGCAGAGGAUAUUAAGAGUGGAUAGCAAAAAUAUAACUCAUUCCCUUAGGUAUGAUAUUGAGCUAUUUAUGGGAACACCAAAUACCGUCUGUAUUAAUUGAAGACAUGUUUCUUGCAUGUUUCUUCUUUCAUUUUUUUUCAAAUACAGUUUAUGCCAUUACAAUAGUUUGUAUUAACUUAAAUUGCUUUUAAAAUGUCUCUUGAUCAGGCAGUCUUUCCUUAUUCAGAAACAAACAUUGCUGAGGAUGCUACUUCGCAUCUGGACAAUGUUUUCCUGUGUCUUUCUUUCUUUUUAACUGAAUGUAUCCAUUAUUCCUCAAUUUAAGACUUUCAGUUAUCAAAAUGUGAAGAUAAAAAAUAAAUGUUGCUAAAUAUUGAAGGCUGAUCGGACCUUGGCACUCACAUAUGUGCAUAUCCCUGAAUCUGUUUCUCUUUUAUUUAACAACCGCAGCAACAACAACCACCAAAAUCUAUGUAGUUAUGUUGUAGGAAAUGUUUAAUUUGUGUAUGUGUGUAUAUAUAUUGUAAAUAAAUAGGAUUCUUCUAUUUUUGCAGUUGUGUACUCUAUGAGAUGAAAGUGUUGAAGUAGAUAAAUAACAAGAACAAUGUGUCUAUAACCAAUUCUGAAAAGGAGCAGCAAUGGCCUAGCUUUUCACCAAGAUACAUUUUCUAUCUCCUGCUCCCACUUUUAUCCUGUUCAGUUCUAUCUGGUCACAGAUUUGAAGCUUACAAAUUACAUUGCAUACAGUAGCACAUUUCUAAGAGCACAAGCAAUGGGCUGCCAUGAUUUAUUCCUCUGAGAUACUUUUUGUAUCAUCCAGAAGUAGAAUGGAAUCCUUUGGUAGUGCCGCUUCAUGUUCCUUGCUAACCUUUCCCCAUCUGAUGUCCUCUGCCCUAUGUCAGACCCACGGAUCUUUGAAUUCCCGGCCAGAAAGGCCAAAAGCAUCAUAUUGUAGAAAGGUUGACUGGCUAUAAUAAAACUGAGUGUCUGUAGCAUCAAAAAUAUUAUUGUUCUUAAGACCAAAGAAGUAAGCACCGUGUUAAAGAGCAUUGACGGGUCAUUUGAACAUAGUUUUGUUUGAUCUGUUUUGGGAAAUCAUAAGUAGAAUGCUAAAUCCUCAGAACAAAAAAUAAUCUUUCUUGCUCAACUGGUUGCUUUUUUAGAUAUAUAUUGUUUAUAUAUAUUGUAACAUUUUAAAAUCUGUGGAAUCUUCUGUUCAAUGUUUUAAUGAUGCUCCGCUGAAAUUUAUAUAUGUUUCCAAAUCUUAUUUUAUGAGUAUAAAUGUGUAGGACUUGAUAGAACAUUACUGUUAAAAAAGAGCACACAUUUUUUUGCAGGUUAAAAAAACUGUCACUUUUUAAAAUAGUCCAUUAUUAAUUCUCUUGGGUGCUGCAGUUAACCAAACAAAAUACAUUUAAAAGUAUUUUUCUUCUAGCAGAACUAAUUGUAUACUGUUAACACUAAAUUAGACUUCUGAAUUUCUAGACUAUGAUUUAAGAGUAAGAACCACCAAUAGUGUUUUGUUUUUGUUUGGAGAGGGGUUUUUUUUUUGUUUCCUUUGCUCUGGCUUACAUUACAUCUUUCUCUGUAUUGUUCAUAUUUAAUGAUAUAUGUAAAUAAAGUUGAGUGUAAAUAAAA
Messenger RNA from Crotalus tigris (Tiger rattlesnake), 7450 nucleotides. It is a transcript of the gene SLC38A1, whose product is annotated as solute carrier family 38 member 1. Bases 543 to 2003 code for a protein of 486 amino acids. Gene Ontology annotation, biological process: amino acid transmembrane transport; L-glutamine transport. Gene Ontology annotation, molecular function: L-glutamine transmembrane transporter activity. The transcript is spliced from 16 exons. NCBI's taxonomy places the organism in Eukaryota, Metazoa, Chordata, Lepidosauria, Squamata, Viperidae. The record is from RefSeq and is a predicted model, not a curated record.